CUAGUUGGCUUGAGCUCACGGGAGAGUUUAACCCUGCAACAGUUUCUUCUGAUUCUGCAGCACAGGACUUGAGUGGCACCGCAUCCGCAGCGUCCUGAACCCCAAGAUGCUGAAGCUGCGGGAGGUGUCGGCCUACGCCCCCAUCAUCCACCAGGUGGUGGGAGACCUGCUGGGACGGGUCGAGCUUCUUCGCCGUCGCAGCCUGGACCAGGCCACCGUGUCGGACCUGGCCGCUGAGCUCUACAAGUUCGGCUUUGAAGGUAUUUCAGCCGUCCUGUUUGAGACCAGGCUGGGCUGCCUGCAGGAGGAGAUCCCUGAAGACACCCUGCGCUUCAUAACUGCCGUCAACAACAUGCUGACGCUUUCCGACAUCGUCAUCCUGUUGCCCCGCUGGAGCCGCAGCGUCCUCCCCUUCUGGAAGCGCUUCGUCCAGGCCUGGGAUGACCUCUAUGGUGUCGCUCAGAAACUCGUGGACCGAAGGAUGGCUGAGUUGAAAGAUCAGGUGUGCAGGGGUGCGCCUGCGGGGGGGAUGUACCUGACGUACCUGCUGUCGUCUGACAAGAUGAGCAGAGCGGAAGUCUACAUAAGCGUGACGGAGUUGAUGCUGGGAGGGGUGGACACGGUUGCACAUAAAUACAACAGCAUGUGA
This is a messenger RNA of Fundulus heteroclitus (mummichog), 649 nucleotides long. Its product is annotated as sterol 26-hydroxylase, mitochondrial-like. Gene Ontology annotation, cellular component: mitochondrial inner membrane. NCBI's taxonomy places the organism in Eukaryota, Metazoa, Chordata, Actinopteri, Cyprinodontiformes, Fundulidae. The record is from RefSeq and is a predicted model, not a curated record. The coding region runs from base 107 to 649 and encodes 180 amino acids. Gene Ontology annotation, biological process: C21-steroid hormone biosynthetic process; cholesterol metabolic process; cortisol metabolic process. The transcript is spliced from 4 exons. Gene Ontology annotation, molecular function: iron ion binding; monooxygenase activity; oxidoreductase activity, acting on paired donors, with incorporation or reduction of molecular oxygen.